AUGGCCGCUCCUCCUCCACCCGACCCCCCCAACCGACCCAACGUCGCGUGUGACGCGACCAUGAACGAUAUUGCAGAGCUGGACGACGCGCCCUCGACGCGUCUGCCUGACAGGCCGAACGUCGCGCCACCCUCCUCGGUGUUCCUCGCGUUCCUGACCAACUACAUCGGCAACCCCCAAAACCACUCGUCUGAAGGAGCGUUAAUUAUUGAUCCGGCCUCGCUCGGAGCAAUCCGAAUGAUGAUGGACGCGGAAGCGAAGCGUCUCAGAGAAAUGGACAAACGUAUGGAUCAGAUGUCGAAGAUGGUUGAAACUUUCGAAGGUCGUUUACAGGCGCUUGAAGGCAGUCGCGUGUCAACAACGGCCCCCCAGAAUCAACCUACAAAGCAAUCGUACGCGCGUGCCACUGGACCGGCGCCUGCUCUCAACUGA
This is a messenger RNA of Puccinia triticina, 432 nucleotides long. RefSeq lists its product as uncharacterized. The record is from RefSeq and is a predicted model, not a curated record. NCBI's taxonomy places the organism in Eukaryota, Fungi, Basidiomycota, Pucciniomycetes, Pucciniales, Pucciniaceae. Bases 1 to 432 code for a protein of 143 amino acids. The transcript is spliced from 2 exons.